Messenger RNA from Ambispora leptoticha, 268 nucleotides. The record is from the annotation of a GenBank genome assembly. Lineage: Eukaryota; Fungi; Glomeromycota; Glomeromycetes; Archaeosporales; Ambisporaceae.
CGAAGAAGAAGAUGAUGACACCGAAGAACUAUUAAGAGAAUUAGAAAAGAUUAAAAAGGAACGCGCGGAAGAAAAAGAACGUCAGGAACGCGAAAACAUGGAACUCCAAGAGCAAAAGCGACAAGAAGAAAUUGCUACGGGUAAUCCACUAUUGCACAAAGAUUUUAGUGUUAAACGAAGUAUUGGGCUGGCAUUAACUGAAUCACUUGAUGAGUUGAUUCAGGCUGGAAAGAUUACUCCCCAGUUAGCGAUGAAAGUUCUCGUACAG